Messenger RNA from Anopheles cruzii, 476 nucleotides. Its product is annotated as endocuticle structural glycoprotein SgAbd-2-like. The transcript has 3 exons. The record is from RefSeq and is a predicted model, not a curated record. Gene Ontology annotation, molecular function: structural constituent of chitin-based larval cuticle. The coding region runs from base 39 to 410 and encodes 123 amino acids. Gene Ontology annotation, cellular component: chitin-based extracellular matrix. Lineage: Eukaryota; Metazoa; Arthropoda; Insecta; Diptera; Culicidae.
AUACGGUGGAGCUGACGUAGCGAAGUGCUAAGUGCAAAAUGAACAAGAUUAUUCGUGUUGGGCUGGUGUUGGGCCUGAUCGGCUUCGUGGUGGCCGAUCAAGAUGCGGUCGUGCUGCGCCAGGACUCGGAAGUCAACCCUGAUGGGUCGUAUCAGUACGCGUACGAAACGUCCAACGGUAUCAAAGCCGAGGAACAGGGAACAUUAAAAAACGUCGGCGAUGACGUAGCCAAGGUGGCACAAGGACAGUACUCCUACACCGAUCCAGAAGGUAAUCCCGUCAGAUUGCAGUACGUCGCGGAUGAGAAUGGCUUCCAGCCGCAGGGAGACCACCUUCCGACGCCGCCUCCAAUUCCGGAAGCAAUCGAACGAGCACUCCGGCUGCUGGCCAACCUUAGCAGGAACAAGUAAUCUCAACCCUUUGAAGCGGGGAAUGUGAAGAGCGAUCGUCGCCGUAGCAGUAAGUUAGUGAUACAG